AUCAUUAUAAACAUAAAUGAAAUUUUAUUUUUAAGCAUCUAAUUGUUUAGUAUUAUUUACCAAUUCUUAGCUAUAAAUUAUUUUGUGUGAAAUAAUUCUUCUAAUUGCUUUUUUAUGACUAAUUUAUUUGGAAUUGAGGAUUUCCAUUUUCCUCAUGUAUUUUAUUAAAACCGGCACAACCGGCAUGAAUACUGGUUGUACCACGGUCAGACCAUUCCACUUACAAAACCGGCACACCGGCAUAAACCGAUUUGACAACCUUGGCUAAAAGUCUAAAACCCUUCGACGGUUCGACCCGAACCUCCCCUGUCCCUCGACUUCUUCUUUCUCCCAGCAGAGCAGCCUCUUUACCUAUCGUGCCGCCGGUCUCUUUUCCUUCUCAGUCAGGUACUGAUUACUUACUGAGUUCUGUAAUUCUGUUGGUAGGUUUGAAGAUGCUGCUGUUCUUCUUUUCCUUUUUCGUCUAUGGACUCCUUCUCCUCGUUUUCUUUUUGCGGGUUCAGUUUGAUUUUUUUUUUUUUUGCUAGAAAUUGUAGAGAAAUGGAGCACGGUUCUUUGAAUGAUCCAAGCAAAGCAACCUUCUCUUUUGUUGACGAAGACCACACACUUGCAAAUUCCGUCCGAUUCUGCUUGAAUCAAGAUCCAAGGGUAUCUGUUUGUGGAUACAGCAUUCCUCAUCCUUCAGAUGCUCGAGUUAACAUUAGAAUUCAAACUACAGGUGACCCAGCAAGGGAAGUACUGAAGGAUGGUUGCCAGAAUUUGAUGCUAAUGUGCCAGCAUGUGACGAUUUUACAGAAAUGUUGGAAAGAGGAGCUCAGCUCAUUCUGAGGCUUCUCUGUUCUUUUAUAUCAAACCCAGCAAUUAGCAGAAACGAAACACGUGUCCAAACGAGAGUGGCUACAAGUUUUAAAUAAACAGUAAUUAUAACG
Linum trigynum is the source of this 929-nucleotide messenger RNA. The record is from the annotation of a GenBank genome assembly. NCBI's taxonomy places the organism in Eukaryota, Viridiplantae, Streptophyta, Magnoliopsida, Malpighiales, Linaceae.